UGGCAGAACUUAGGACCAAUGAGCACCACCCUUUCCUCUGAACACUCAAGCAGGCAGACAGACAGGCAGCUCAAAGCUAACAAUCGUUGGAAUGAAAAUGCCGUCCUCCUUAUUCAACAUUGCGUUGCUUUCAUUUUUACAGGUUUUUAUUGCAUCACAUUUCACAGAGGUCUUAGCUGAAGGCAACGGACGAGGGUUUGGCGACCACAUUCACUGGAGAAGCCUUGAGGAUGGGAAGAAAGAGGCUGAAGCAAGUGGACUGCCUCUGAUGGUCGUUAUUCACAAGACUUGGUGUGGUGCCUGUAAAGCACUAAAGCCCAAGUUUGCUGAAUCGAAGGAGAUUUCUGAGCUGGCACAUAACUUUGUCAUGGUCAACUUGGAGGAUGAAGAGGAGCCAAAAGAUGAGGCCUUCAGCCCAGAUGGUGGUUACAUUCCUAGAAUACUUUUCCUUGAUCCUGCUGGUAAAGUCCACUCUGAGAUCACAAACAAAAAUGGGAAUCCCAACUACAAGUACUUUUACAGCAAUGCAGAUCAUGUUGUGACUGCCAUGAAGGAAGCUCAAGAGAAGCUAACUGGGGAUGCCUUCAGGACUGCCCACAUUGGAGAUGAACUGUAAGAAGGUCAGAUUCAUCAUGGAAAGAUCUUAAGCAGUACACUACAUGACUUCACUGGGCACACUUCUUCUCAGAUCCUCAACUCACAGCAUUUCAUUUGAUUUGAUCUGAUAUGGCACAUCAUUACAUUCAAAAUGAAGACAUUUCAAAUGCAUUUUUACUGAUUAAAUUUCAAGGUUUCGUA
This is a messenger RNA of Misgurnus anguillicaudatus (oriental weatherfish), 798 nucleotides long. Lineage: Eukaryota; Metazoa; Chordata; Actinopteri; Cypriniformes; Cobitidae. The record is from RefSeq and is a predicted model, not a curated record.